AUGGCUCCACUCACCCAAGCUGAGGUCGAUUCUGUCAUGCAGGAGCUCGGUCCAAUGACAGCAGAUGCAGAAAAGCGAACCGAGUUGGGUCUAAAGGUCUACAAAGCAUUGUUCAAUGCAAAGCCAGACUACAUCACAUUGUUCACUAAACUCCAAGGUCUGACCAAGGACAAUGUAAUGCAAUCCGACGGAAUCAAGUAUUACGGCAGGACUUACGUAGAAGACUUGGUGAAAUUCAUUCAGGCAGCUGCAAAGGAUCCGGAGCUACAGGCGCUGAUUGAGACCAGUAUUCAACAGCACAAGCAGAGAAAUGUCAACAAGGAACAAUUCCUUAUGGCACCCGUUUUCUUGUAUAGUGCUCCCAACGAUGCGGCCGCAUUGAUGCUUCGGUGGACACUAGUGUGCAAAGCGCGGUCAGAUCUGGCCCGGGCGGUAUUCACCCAUCGCGGCGGCCGAAGUGAAUGA
This is a messenger RNA of Echinostoma caproni, 465 nucleotides long. The record is from the annotation of a GenBank genome assembly. Lineage: Eukaryota; Metazoa; Platyhelminthes; Trematoda; Plagiorchiida; Echinostomatidae.